CGUUUUAAUCAAAGAAAAAAUUUUCACUGACUGAUAAUGUAUUGAAAAGUAAGCGGAGCAGCAGCAGCAGCGCGCACAAUGAACCGUCUCAUCGCUGCCUAUAAUACCACCAAUCAACAACAAAAACAACUAACCACUUUAGGGAACUGCAAAACAGAGCUGAACGCAGUGUCCAAGAGCAAACAAAAGUGUGAACUUAGAAGGGAAAUCAACAAACAGCACAAUAUGUCUGCCAAAUUGGAGGCGGACACAUCAACCGCCAAUAUUGGGGCAAGCAGUGGAGCGGCAGCUACCACCAAUGGCAACACAACGCCUGCGCGACGGCUGCGCACCCGCAACUCCACCGGCAGCGGUAGCGAGAGCACCAAAAAGAAUCACAGCAGCAUUACAGUAGCUGCCACCAACAAUUAUCAUAGCGACAAUGCAACAGCCAGCGAUGGAGCAGCUCCACCAGCAACAGCAGCUGCUGCAGGGUCAACCGUGGAGCGGCCGAUGCCCAGCGUACCCAUGAAUCAUGCGAGCAGCAGCGUCUCGGCAUCCAAAAAAUAUCACAACAGCUGUCCACAUCCCACGCCCAGCGUUCACAAGAAACCGUUGCAUACACAACCGCACAGCACCAAUAAAUUCGAUCAGGGCAAGAAUGAGGAGUUCCAUUUCGAUACGCCACCUGAAUGUCCAAUUUUUCGACCAACAGCCGAGGAGUUUAAGAAUCCACUCGCUUAUAUCAGUAAGAUACGAUCCAUCGCCGAGAAAUGUGGCAUCGCAAAGAUAUUACCGCCGGAAAAAUGGUCGCCUCCAUUUGCCGUCGACGUUGACAAGUUGCGUUUUGUGCCGCGCGUUCAGCGGUUGAACGAACUGGAGGCGAAGACACGAGUCAAGCUCAAUUUUCUUGAUCAAAUCGCAAAGUUUUGGGAGCUGCAGGGUGCCUCAUUAAAGAUACCCAUGGUGGAGCGUAAAGCACUGGACUUGUAUACGCUGCAUCGCAUUGUGCAGGAGGAGGGUGGCAUGGAGCAGACUACUAAAGAUCGCAAAUGGGCUAAGGUGGCUAAUCGUAUGCAAUAUCCGUCAAGCAAGAGUGUUGGCGCCACCCUAAAGGCGCACUAUGAACGCAUACUGCAUCCCUUUGAGGUGUAUACUUCGGGCAAGGUUUUGGGCGCUGCAGCAGCGGCAGCAGCCACUGCUCAUGCCACGCCCGUCAAACUGGAGGAUGGUGGUACCGAUUACAAGACACACGAGAUACCCACACGUCAGCAAAUAGCACCUCCUAAUGAGAAUAAUACGCGUCGUUCGAAACGCUUCGGCAACUCUACCGCUAGCUGUGGUCUGACUGGCGUCAAGAGUGAGACUGGCAGUGGCAAUUCAACCACUGUUGGUGGAGUAGUUAUCAAAACUGAAACAAAAGAGGAUUUCAAACGAGACCUACUGAGCAGCUUCAAUGCUGUUCAUGCAACUCCAGGCGCCACUGCCGGCGUCAACAAUACGGGCAAUUCAACAGCAGCCCCCAACACACGCGCCACCCAGAAGAAGGCCAACGAGCCACAGCAGCUGAUUGACCCACUCAUGAAGUACAUAUGUCACAUAUGCAAUCGGGGAGAUGUCGAGGAGUCCAUGCUCUUGUGCGAUGGCUGCGAUGAUAGCUAUCACACCUUCUGUCUGCUGCCUCCACUCACGAGCAUACCCAAAGGUGAGUGGCUUUGUCCGCGUUGCGUUGUGGAGGAGGUGAGCAAGCCUCAAGAAGCCUUUGGUUUCGAGCAGGCUGAGCGCGAAUAUACGUUGCAACAAUUUGGCCAAAUGGCCGAUCAAUUUAAGCAAGAGUACUUCCGUAAACCCGUGCAUCUGGUGGCCACGGAACUCGUAGAGCGCGAAUUCUGGCGCAUCGUCUCGUCAAUUGAUGAGGAUGUAACCGUGGAGUAUGGCGCCGAUUUGCAUACGAUGGAUCACGGCUCUGGUUUUCCAACAAAAAGCUCACUCUAUUUGCUUCCCGGCGAUCAGGAGUAUGCCGAGUCUAGCUGGAAUCUGAAUAAUUUGCCGCUGCUGGAGGACUCCAUAUUGGGUCACAUUAAUGCCGAUAUUAGUGGCAUGAACGCGCCGUGGAUGUAUGUGGGCAUGUGCUUUGCUGCCUUCUGCUGGCACAAUGAGGAUCACUGGAGCUAUUCGAUUAACUAUUUGCAUUGGGGUGAGCCAAAAACUUGGUAUGGUGUGCCCGGCUCUCGUGCCGAGCAGUUCGAGGAGACUAUGAAGCGGGCAGCUCCCGAAUUAUUUGCCUCGCAGCCAGACUUGCUGCAUCAACUCGUCACGAUCAUGAAUCCGAACAUAUUAAUGAACAAUGGAGUGCCGGUCUAUCGCACCGAUCAGCAUGCCGGAGAGUUUGUCAUCACCUUUCCGCGCGCCUACCAUGCCGGCUUCAAUCAGGGCUAUAAUUUUGCCGAGGCCGUCAAUUUCGCACCUGCUGACUGGCUGAAAAUGGGACGCGAGUGUGUCAAUCACUAUUCGAUGCUGCGUCGUUUCUGCGUUUUCUCACACGACGAGCUCGUCUGUAAGAUGGCCUUGGAGCCAGCAAAGCUGACAUUUGGCAUUGCCACAGCCUGCUACAUUGACAUGGCCGAGAUGGUGGAUACGGAGAAAAAACUGCGCAAAUCUUUGCUUGAAUGGGGCGUGACACGGGCCGAACGACGCGCCUUCGAGCUUGUUAGCGAUGAUGAGCGCCAUUGCCAGGAAUGCAACACCACCUGCUUCCUGUCCGCUGUCGCCUGCGAGUGCAAUGACAAGGUCAUAGUCUGUCUCCGUCACUACACCGUGCUAUGUGGCUGUGCGCCUGAGAAGCACACGCUUAUCUAUCGCUACACGCUGGACGAAAUGCCGCUUAUGUUGCAAAAGUUGAAGGUGAAGGCUCAUAGCUUUGAGCGUUGGCUUUCACGUUGCCGUGACAUUGUCGAUGCACAAACACCGACUUCGGUUACGCUCUCUGAGUUGCAGGAGCUGUGCAAAGAGGCCGAGACCAAGAAGUUUCCGUCAUCGCUGCUUAUCGAUCGUUUAAAUGCGGCAGCUAUUGAGGCAGAGAAAUGUGUUACCGUCAUACAGCAGUUGGGCAUCAAUAAGGUACGCACACGCUCCGAUCACAACCAGGAGGCUGCUCAAUACAAGCUCACCAUGGAGGAGCUGGAAUUGUUUGUGCAGGAGAUCGACAACCUGUGCUGCAUCAUCGACGAGGGCACUUCUGUGCGGGAGCUUCUGGUGUUGGGCAAACAGUUUGUGGAGAGAGCGGAGGCACAAUUGCAAUUAUCAUUGGAAGCGCUGGAGGAGAAUGAGCUGGAGACGCUGAUCAAUGAGGGCAGCUCAUUGCGCAUUGAACUCCAACAGCUGGAUAUGUUGAAUAAACGUUUAAAGCAAUGCAAGUGGUACAAACGCUCGCAGGGAUUACGCGAGACGAGCUCCAAGUUAACGUACAACGAUGUGAAGGCACUGCUGAAUACCGCCGCUGCCGAUCUUGAUCCCACAGAUCCGUUUAUUGACAAGGAGAUGCGUAAGCUGCAGCAAAUUGGCGCCGCUAUCGAGGCCUGGGAAUCACAGGCAGCGAAAUUCUUCCGUCGUCACACACAACAACAUGAGCUGGUAGAGAUCGAUCAGUUCCUGAAGACAGCUGCGGACAUAAAUGGGCAGGUGCCGUCGCACGGCCUGCUUAAGGAUGCGCUUCGAAAGGCACGGGAAUGGUUACGUUCUGUGGAGCAACUGCAACAGAAUAAUCAUGUGACCUAUUGCCACACUUUAGAAACGAUGAUCGAGCGUGGCCUGAACAUACCCAUACAGUUGGAGGAGCUGAGUCGAAUGCAGGGACAUCUGAAUAGCGCCCACCAGUGGAAGGAUAAUACGGCGCGCGCGUUCCUUAAGAAGGGCACAUUUUAUACACUGCUCGAGGUGCUUAUGCCACGGGCUGAAGCCAUUAACAUUGAUUCGGAUCUCAAGCCACGUUUCCAAGAUGAUUUCCUGAAAGAGAAAAAUCCAGCGGAAAUUGUAGCUUCCUUCAAACACGCGGAGGAGAAGGAGCUGCGCGAUAUGCGCGAGCUGCGACGUGAGAAUAUGGCCAAGAAUUCGCUGCGUGAUGUUUUCUGUUUAUGCAAGGCCGAAUUCCGUGGACUCAUGCACAAUUGUCAGCUGUGCCGCGAUUGGUUCCAUGAGGACUGCGUACCGCCCCCGUCAACGUCAGUGCACAACAACAAUAACAAUGGAGCGUUUAAUGGCGGUACGGCAGCAGGCUCCUCCUCCACGCGCUCUAAAUGGCUCUGCCCCUCCUGCGUGCGCUCCAAACGUCCGCGUCUAGAGACGAUUUUACCGCUGCUGGUGCAGUUGCAACAACUGCCCAUCCGCCUGCCCGAAGACGAGGCGCUACGCUGUCUCGCCGAGCGCGCCAUGAAUUGGCAAGAUCGGGCACGAAAAGCUUUGACCAGUCCCGAUGUCAGCGCUGCACUCGAAGCCAUCAUCGCACAUCAGCAACAACUACAGGAAAAGCGCAGAACGGUCGGCCCUGGCUCACUUGGCGACAUCAACAGUCCGCGCAAAUCGCGUCGUUCAAGUCAACGUGGUGGCAGCAAGGCGCGUUCCGACUCAGAUGCGGCCAUCGAUGAUGAUGAUGACGACGAUGAUGAUGUUGGUCGAUUGCGUAUUGUCGAAGAUGGCUUUAGCAACGACGAGGAUGAGCAACAGCUGUCCCGCGUGCGCAUCCCGGCUGAUGAUGUGACGGCCACUGUGGAUUUGCUGAAGCUGCUGUCUGACAGUGAAAUUGAGAACCUGCUGGAUCUAAUGAUGGAGGGAGAUCUGCUAGAAGUGUCUCUAGAUGAAACGCACGAGCUGUGGCGCAUUUUGGAGACCAUGCCGCCCACUAUGCUGCAAGCACAAGCUAUGGCGCGCGUGGCACAGCACCUGCAACGUCAGCGACAACAGCAGCAACAACAAUUAACAGCGCCCACGUCCAGCAUAAAUUCGGGCGCCGAAGAUUCCAAUGACAGCCUCCUUGUUCAGAGCAGUCCGAAUAGUGGUGGCAACAGCAAGACGAGCAAGAAACGGCGCUCCAACGAUGCCACCGGAAAUUGUCCAGUGCCGCGCAAAAAGAACAACACGCCCAAGCAGACAGCUAAAAAGCAAACACGCAAAAGUGAGAGCAAGGCGCAGCCGGGAACUGCAGCUGGUGCUGCAGCAACAACAACCGAUGCGGAUGUGGAAAACAAACAGGCGAAUGGUGGCAACACGACCACAGCAGUAGCAACAACGCCAGGCGGCAUUAACAACAAUAGCAACAGCAGUGCGCCCGGCUCUGCUCAGAAGAAACGCAAACGCACCUCAACAAAUAAUAACAACAAUAAUAAUACAAAUGCCAGUGGCCAGGGCAAUCCAAAUGCAGGCACUAAUAGCAACAGCAACAACAACAGCAAUGCCGGCGGUGGUGGGGGCGGUGUUGGUGGUCAGAAGAAGCACGCGCAACGCACACAACAAGCCGCCCAGGAGGAUGAUGAGGAGGAAUGCCGUGCUGAAAAUUGCCACAAGCCGACAGGACGCGAGGUCGAUUGGGUACAGUGCGAUGGCGGCUGCAACGAAUGGUUUCACAUGUACUGUGUCGGUCUGAACCGGAGCCAGAUUAAGGCGGAUGACGAUUAUAUUUGCAUACGCUGCACCAAGACCGUCACCGUGGUGGCGAGCAGCAGUUUGGCAAACACACUGAGCAGCACAGCCACGCCAUCAAAGCAGCGAGCAACGCAAUCGGCGCGAUAAAUGUAAAAUAUCACAUGCAAACCUAUUUAAUUUGUAUGUCUUGUUUUGUUCUUCGAUUUCGAUUAACACAUCAGCGAUAUCGAUAAUUACAGCAGCCUUUUUGUGUUUACUGUUAGCGCGCGUACACAAUAUUCGUUACAAUUCGUAUGUAUGUAGAUGUGUAUGUGUACACACUUGCAGGCACAUGCGAUGUCACCCUAACGGUAUUUACUAUGUUUAGUAAAGUCACUUUAAAUUGAAAAGUUUUGUAGUGCAUAAAUAUGUAUGUAUGUACUUCUAAUUAUCGCUAUUUAGUACGUCUUAUAAAACGUAUUUGAAAUUGCAAAAUGCAACAAAAAAAAAAAACAAACAACAUAAAAACUAAUAACAAAAAAAUGGCAAAAUGGAAAAUGAAAAACAACAACUUUGUACAAGCAGUAGAUGGAAAGCCGGCGUUAGCCAAUGAGCACAUUUUUCGUUCGUUAAACGUUCUUUUAUACAUAUUACAAUUACUAUUAUUAUUACUAUUAAUCUUUGUUAAUUUAAUUCACUCUUUGUGUUCGCUUUAAGUUGUACGAUGCGCGCCUUUUAAGUUUUUAUUAUGAGAGAAACUAUUCAUAUUUCUAAUGUAAAUUUGUGUUUACUUAAAGUGAAGAGCAAACGAGCGUUUUCUUUAAAAAGGAACGAAAAACAAAAAACAGAUCGUUAAACAGAAAAUCUUCCAUUAUUUUAAUGCAUUAAUUGGAUGCAUGACGCGCAGCAAACAUUUUUGUAUGUUUUCGUUUAGUUUUGCUGAUUUUUAUUUAAAACAAAAACAAAACCAUUUAAAAGAAACAAUGAUCGAUUUAAAUUAAAUGUAGCAUAAAAAACCAAGUUUAUUAAAACAAAAAGCCUAGUUUAUAAAGUGAAUAAUUAAAAAAUACAUACAUAUACUUGAUACAUAUAAAUGCAGCCUAAUGCUAAGUUUAAAUAUAAAAACACAAUGAAAAAUGUAAAAUUUUUAAUUUAAAUGUAGUAAACUGAUUAGAGAACAAGCGUAAGCUACUUGGAAAGGUAAAAAACAAAACAAAAAAAAUGCAAAACUUUUCUUAUAAAACAAAAAAAAAAACAAACAAAACUACAUCAAAAAUGCUUAGAAUUAUUCAAGAAAAAAGAAACACUUUGUAAAAUCAUUUUUUAAUUGUGUAUAAAAACGCGGGUCGAUUUGUGGCCCAAACAAAAACAUAAGCAUCUUAAGGGAAAACAAACAAUUUUAUUUUAUUUAAGCUGAGAAUGUACGAUUCAUUUAAAUGAACCCCCAAAAUCAACUACCUUACGCCCCACAAGUCCCACACAAUUAUGUAAUUCUAUUAUACAUAUAAAUAAAUUAUAUAUAAAUAGUAUUUAAAAAAAAAAAAACAAA
Messenger RNA from Scaptodrosophila lebanonensis, 7144 nucleotides. RefSeq names its product lysine-specific demethylase lid (gene Kdm5). Bases 79 to 5763 code for a protein of 1894 amino acids. Lineage: Eukaryota; Metazoa; Arthropoda; Insecta; Diptera; Drosophilidae. Gene Ontology annotation, cellular component: nucleus. Gene Ontology annotation, biological process: chromatin remodeling. The transcript is spliced from 5 exons. The record is from RefSeq and is a predicted model, not a curated record. Gene Ontology annotation, molecular function: DNA binding; histone demethylase activity.